CCGAGGCUAGCUGCAGGGUUGGCGUUCGGCCGGCCGUACGCACCGUACGGCGGCGCGGCGCCUUCCUUCCCUACCCUACAACGACGAUCGACGAUGUGCUAGCCACCCCGACCGACACAUCCAUCCAGCGGUGCCCACCAUGGCCCGCCGCCGCCGCCUCUCGGCGUCCUCGUUGCCAGAGGCGGCUGGUGCCAUUCCCAGUGCGUUGCCUCCCGAGCUCCGGUGGCCUUUCGCGCGCCUCGAGGCCCUCACCCAGGACGAGCUCCGGGAAUCCGUCUACGAGAUCUUCUUCUGCGCCUGCCGCUCCGCUCCCGGCGGCGGCACACGCCCAUCUGCCGCCGCCAGAGGCAGCAGGGGAGGCGCGGCGACCCCAACGAGACCACCACCGGAGGUGUCGUCUCCUACCUCCGGUGGAGCAAAGAACAUGGCGGUGACGAGCCGCCUGAAGCGCGCGCUCGGCCUGCGCGCGAGGAACACGAGGCCCACGGUGGGGGCGGGCGGGCGCCCCUUGACGUCGGCGGAGAUCAUGCGGCGGCAGAUGGGGGUGAGCGAGCAGACCGACGCCCGUCUCCGCAAGACCCUCGUGCGCUCCCUCGUCGGGCCCCAGAUGUCCAGGAAGGUGGACUCCCUCGUGCUCCCCCUGGAGCUCCUCCGCCACCUCAAACCCGCCGACUUUUUCGACGCCGGCGAGCACCGCGCGUGGCAGCUCCGCCAGCUCAGGGUCCUCGAGGCAGGCCUCGUCUCCCACCCCUCCGUGCCGCUCGACCGCGGCAACGCCUCGGCGUCCGCUCUCCGGGACACGGUCCGGUCCGCCGAGCUGCAGACGCGGCCCGUCCUCGACGCGCGCGCCCUGUCUGCCGUCGUGGCGGCGCUGUGCCGGCGGUCCGUGGACGCCUGCCGCUGGGCCGACGGCUACCCCCUCAACGUGCACCUGUACCUGACCCUCCUCCGCGCCGUGUUCGACGCCAGGGACGAGACGGUGGUGCUGGACGAGGUCGACGAGCUCAUGGAGCUCAUCAGGAAGACGUGGAACGUCCUUGGUCUCAACGACACCAUCCACAACGUCUGCUUCACGUGGCUAUUCUUGGAGAAGUACGUGACGACCGGGGAGACGGAGCCGGACCUGCUGUCCGCGGCGCUGGCGAUGCUCGAGCAGGUCCGCGACGACGCCCGGAGACAGGCCGAGGCCGGCACGCUGGAGGCGGCGCACCUCAGGGUCUUGUCGGCGACUCUGGCGUCCAUGCACUCGUGGGCGGAAGAAAAGCUGCUGGAUUAUCACGAGUCGUUUGGUGACGACCAAGGAGCUGGUGGCUCCAUUGGUGCCAUGGAGAAUGCCGUGUCCCUUGCUGUCUUGGCGGCAGCGAUGCUCAGCCAGGACGUGCCGUCGUCUUUCGCAGUGGCGGUGGCGGCUGCCGGCGGCGAUCUCUCGUCAGCUAGAUCGCCUUCGUCAUUCUCAGCCAGGGAGAGGGAGAUAGUGGAACGGUAUAUCAAGUCGUCGGUGAGGCGUGCUUUCACCAGGCUGCACGAAACCGGCACCGCCGAGAAGAUGGACAGCAUGAUCGUGGAGGUGGACGAGGACCCUUGCGAGACCCUGAUGUAUGUGGCGUCGCAGACCAAGGAGCUGGCAAGGCUGGAAAAAGAGGUGUACGACCGCGUUGUCCGGCAGUGGCACCCGUGCCCGACGGCCGUGGCCGCCGCCACCCUCCACGGUUGCUUCGGCGCGCUCUUGAAGCGGUACGUGUCCAGAAUGGCGGCGUGCGGCCUGAGCAGCGAGACUGUGCGCGUCCUGCACGCGGCCUCUAAGCUGGACAAGUGGUUGCUACAGAUGGCCAGCGAGGACGACCCGCCGCCAGACCAGCCGCCGAUGACCCCCUACGACGUGGACUCCAUCAUCUUUGGCCUGGUCAAGGGCUGGAUGGACGAGCGGCUCAAGGUAGGGGACGAGUGCUUGAGAAGGGCCCAGGAGGCAGAGACCUGGAACCCGAGGUCCAAGGCCGAGCCGUACGCACAGUCUGCGGUGGAUCUGAUGAAGCUGGCCAAGGUCACCGUGGAUGAGAUGCUGGAGAUCCAGGUGGCGUCGGCCUGCAAAGAGGAGCUGCUGCAACGCCUUGUUGACGGCAUCGAUCACCUCGUCCACCAGUACGCUAUGCUGCUUGCCUCGUGUGGGUCCAAGGACAGCUACGUUCCACCUCUGCCGACAUUGACGCGGUGCAACCAGGACUCCAAGCUCGUGCAGCUCUGGAAGAAGGCGGCGCCGCCGUGCCAGGUGGGCGACCUGGAGGCUCUCGACUGCGGCAGGAUCGACAUUGUCACGAGCAGCAAGAAGCCCAGGCUGGAGGCGAGCCGGUCGGGACGAGGAGAGCGAGACCACGCGGUGCGCCCCGCCACCAGCCGCGGCACGCAGCGGCUCUACGUGCGCCUCAACACGCUCCACUACCUCCUCGCCGUCCUGCACAGCAUCGACAGGGCGCUCUCCUCCUCCCAGCUGCAGGCCCCGCAGCGGCGCCGCCUCGCGAGGAGCUCGGCCUUCGGCCACGCCCGCCCCGCCCUCGACGCGGCCGUCCACCACGUGUCCGAGCUCGCCGCGUACCGCCUCGUCUUCCUCGACUCCGCCCAGUUUUUCCACCAGGCGCUGUACCUGGGGGGCGUCACCGCCGCCCCCGCUCGGCCCACGCUCCGCCUCAUGAAGCAGAACCUCGCGUUCCUCUCCAGCGUCCUCACCGAGCAGGCCCAGCUGCCGGCCGUGCUCGAGGUGAUGAGGGCCUCCGUGGAGGCCUUCCUGACGGUCGUCCUCGCUGGCGGCAGCGGGCGGGCCUUCGCCCGCGGGGACCACGCCGCCGUGGCCGCGGACUUCGCGAGCUUGAAGCGCCUGUUCUGCAGUUUCGGGGUGGGGGAGGAGGCGGUCGAGAGGGAGACGGUGCGGGCGGAAGGGGUGCUGGCGCUCAUGGCCGUUCCGACGGAACAGCUCAUCCAUGAGUUGCUCGGCCACUAUGCUUCCACUCCGAUGAGAGCGGCGGGUGACGAGUUACCGCAGCUGCCGAUGAUGCCGAUGACGCCCACGGCGAGACGCUGGAGCCGGUCCGACGCCAACACCGUGCUCCGCGUGCUGUGCUACCGAGACGAUGAGCCUGCCAACAGAUUCUUGAAGAAAACCUUUAAUCUGCCCAAGAGGAGGUAGCCGAUUACGCAGUUCUAUCGCCGGCCCAUAGGAUCGGAUUGGAUCUAUCAUUCGCGACCCAAAGGGCCUGUUCGUUUCUGUUGGGUUUCACAAAAAUUAUUCCGGCUAAUUAAACCUUAUAUAAAUUAGACAAGCAAUCUACAUAGGAAUUGUUCCGAGUGUUCAAUUCUCUGGAACCGAACAAGGCCUAAUACUUUUUUUGAAAGCA
Molecule: messenger RNA, 3386 nt
Organism: Zea mays
Lineage: Eukaryota; Viridiplantae; Streptophyta; Magnoliopsida; Poales; Poaceae
Exons: 3
Coding region: 140-3178 (1012 amino acids)
Source: RefSeq, a predicted model, not a curated record